Lachancea dasiensis is the source of this 6456-nucleotide messenger RNA. NCBI's taxonomy places the organism in Eukaryota, Fungi, Ascomycota, Saccharomycetes, Saccharomycetales, Saccharomycetaceae. The record is from the annotation of a GenBank genome assembly.
AUGUUGCAAUCGGAUAAAUUCGAUCCACUCGAGGAAGCAUACGAGGGUGGUAUGCCCUUGACUGGCGACACCUCUGGGUUCGGCGCAUCAUCCUCUAAGGCUCAGUUCUGGGCUGACGCAAUUCCUCAGAAACAGGGUCUGUACGACCCAGAAUACGAAAGAGACGCCUGUGGUGUUGGAUUUGUCGCUAACAUCAAGGGCAAAGCCUCGCACAAAAUUGUCUCUGAUGCUCGUUAUUUGCUGUGCAAUAUGACACAUAGAGGUGCUGUUUCAUCGGGAGGCAACGGUGACGGUGCUGGGAUCCUUGUUGGGAUUCCUCACGAGUUUAUGAAGCGUGAAUUCAAGCUUGAACUUGGUCUCACAGUACCUCCCCAGGGCCAGUACGCCGUAGGUAACUUUUUCUUCAAAAAGGAUGCUGCAGAGACGCUAGAAAAUGAGAAACGUGCAUUCCAGGAAAUAGCUCAAUCUUUAGGCUUAUCUGUCCUUGGGUGGCGUUCUGUUCCCCGGGAUUCAUCUCUUCUAGGCUCUGUUGCACUCUCACGCGAACCCGCUAUUUUACAACCACUUGUGGUUCUCACGGCCGCUCAUAAAGAGGGCCAGACAAUUUCUGAUGAAGAUUUCAAAUCGAAGUAUGAUGUCGAAUUCCAAACCCUUCUAUACAUCCUGCGGAAGAAAGCAUCCUCCGCUAUUGGGAUUCAAAAUUGGUUUUAUGCGUGUUCAUUAAACACUAAAACUAUCGUUUACAAGGGUCAAUUGACUCCCACCCAGGUGUAUCAGUACUACCACGACUUGACGAACGCACAUUUUGAGUCUCACAUGGCUCUAGUCCACUCUCGUUUUUCAACGAACACAUUUCCCUCUUGGGAUAGGGCCCAGCCGCUACGGUGGAUCGCUCACAAUGGUGAAAUUAAUACAUUGCGCGGUAACAAAAAUUGGAUGCGCGCGCGUGAAGGUGUAAUGGCGUCAGAUACUUUCAAAGAAAAACUUGAAAAGUUAUAUCCAAUUAUAGAAGAAGGUGGCUCAGAUUCUGCCGCUCUUGACAACGUCUUGGAGCUUUUGGUCAUCAAUGGGGCGCUUUCGCUGCCCGAGGCAAUCAUGAUGAUGGUUCCAGAAGCUUAUCAUAAGGACAUGGACAGCAACCUGAAAGCUUGGUUUGACUGGGCUGCUUGUUUGAUGGAACCUUGGGAUGGUCCUGCGCUGCUGAACUUUACCGAUGGCCGUUACUGCGGCGCCAUGCUAGAUAGGAAUGGUUUGAGGCCUUGUCGUUACUAUAUUACGUCUGAUGAUCGGGUUAUUUGUGGGUCCGAAGUUGGUGUAAUUCAAGUGGACAACUCGUUGAUUGUUCAAAAGGGUAAACUCAAGCCUGGCGACAUGCUAUUAGUAGACACCGAAGUCGGGGAAAUGGUAGAUACCAAGAAGAUGAAGGCCCAAUUUUCGAAGAAACACGACUUCAAGUCUUGGCUAUCAAAACUCAUCAAAGUUGAUGAUUUACUUGUAAAGACCGAAAAAUAUCUCCCUGGAAACUUCUUGAGUGGCCGUCAUGCUUCCUUGAAAGCCCAACAGGACCCUAGACUUCUAGCUUUGGGCUAUACAUUUGAACAAGUUUCGAUGGUUCUAGUACCUAUGGCUCUUGGUAGCAAAGAAGCUCUUGGAUCCAUGGGUAACGAUGCCCCUUUAGCUUGUCUGAACGAAGACCCUGUUCUGCUAUAUGAUUAUUUCAGACAAUUGUUUGCGCAAGUAACCAACCCACCCAUUGACCCUAUACGUGAGGCCAAUGUUAUGUCUCUGGAGUGCUACGUCGGUCCACAAGGUAAUCUGCUGGAGAUUCAUCCUUCUCAAUGUGAUCGACUACUCUUGGAGUCGCCUAUUUUGCAGUGGAAAGAGUUUGAGGCUAUCAAAAACAUCUCCAAAGUUCAUCCCGCGUGGACCGUUGCCCACAUCGACAUUACUUUCGAAAAAUCACAAGGCUUGCUAGGCUACACUGCUGCUUUAGAUCGGAUCACCCAAGAAGCAUCCGAUGCAAUUGAGGAAGGAAUGCGGAUUUUGAUGAUAUCCGACAAGAACUUGAAUACCGAUCGCGUCCCAUUGUCGUCCUUGAUCGCCGUUGGUGCUAUUCACCAUCACUUGAUCAGAAAUAAGCAACGUUCUCAAGUUGCAUUGAUCUUGGAAACCGGUGAAGCAAGAGAAGUCCACCAUUUCUGUGUGCUUUUGGGCUACGGUUGUGACGGUAUCUUCCCAUAUCUCGCAAUGGAAACAUUAGUUAGGAUGAACCGAGAAGGGUUGGUGCGCAACGUUGACAAUGAAGAAACUUCCAUCGAUGAUGUAACCUUAUUGGAUAAUUACAAACAUGCUGUAGAUGGAGGUAUUUUGAAGGUUAUGUCAAAAAUGGGUAUCUCCACCCUGGCAUCUUACAAAGGUGCCCAAAUUUUCGAAUCUCUGGGCAUUGAUAACACUGUGGUGGAUGUUUGUUUUGCCGGCACGGCAUCCAGAAUACAGGGUGUUACUUUCGAAUACAUCGCUCAGGAUGCGUUUUCAAUGCAUGAACGUGGAUUUCCAAGCAGAAAAACCAUAUCCAAAUCUGUCAAUCUUCCAGAAAGUGGGGAAUAUCAUUGGAGAGACGGUGGGGCUAAACACAUCAACGAUCCAGCUGCUAUCGCUUCUUUACAAGAUUCAGUCAGAAACAAGAAUGAAAAUGCCUGGGAAAUGUACGUGAAAAAAGAAAUGGAAUCUAUAAGAGAGUGUACCUUGAGGGGCCUCUUGGAACUCAACUUCAAGGAUUCAGAACCCAUCCCUCUAGAGCAAGUCGAACCUUGGACGGAGAUAGCCAGAAGGUUUGCAACUGGUGCCAUGUCAUAUGGUUCUAUUUCGAUGGAAGCUCACUCGACCUUGGCGAUUGCUAUGAAUAGGUUGGGUGCUAAGUCAAAUUGCGGUGAGGGUGGUGAAGAUUCUGAGCGUUCCCUUGUACACGCAAAUGGUGACACAAUGAGAUCAGCUAUCAAACAGGUUGCUUCCGCUCGAUUUGGUGUCACCUCUCACUACUUGUCUGAUGCCGAUGAAAUUCAAAUCAAGAUCGCACAAGGUGCUAAGCCUGGUGAGGGUGGUGAAUUACCAGCUCAUAAGGUUUCACCCGAAAUCGCAAAGACGAGACAUUCGACUCCUUACGUGGGUUUGAUUUCUCCUCCCCCUCACCACGAUAUCUAUUCUAUUGAAGAUCUAAAGCAGUUAAUUUAUGAUCUUAAGUGCGCAAACCCUAGAGCUGGAAUUUCGGUCAAACUGGUUUCGGAAGUCGGAGUAGGUAUUGUCGCUUCUGGUGUGGCUAAGGCGAAGGCAGAUCAUAUUUUGGUUUCAGGUCACGAUGGUGGUACCGGUGCAUCUAGAUGGACAGGUAUUAAGUAUGCUGGUUUGCCUUGGGAAUUAGGCUUGGCAGAAACUCAUCAAACGUUGGUCUUAAAUGACUUGAGAAGAAACGUCGUUGUUCAGACAGAUGGUCAACUCAGAACUGGGUUUGAUAUGGCAGUUGCUGUUUUGUUGGGUGCAGAAUCUUUCACCUUGGCUACUGUUCCUUUGAUCGCUAUGGGAUGCAUCAUGUUGAGAAAAUGCCACUUAAACGCUUGCGCUGUGGGUAUUGCUACCCAGGAUCCACUGCUAAGGGAAAAAUUCAAGGGUCAGCCAGAACAUGUCAUCAACUUUUUUUAUUAUCUGAUUCAAGACUUGAGAAAGAUUAUGGCCAAGUUAGGGUUCAGAACGAUUGACGAAAUGGUCGGUCACUCGGAAAAACUCAAAAAGAGAGAGAAUGUCAACACCAAAGCUAUUAACAUUGAUUUAUCUCCUAUUUUGACACCUGCGCACGUCAUUCGUCCCGGUGUCGCAACAAAAUUCACCAAAAAGCAGGACCAUAGACUACACACGCGUCUUGACAACAAGUUGAUCGAUGAGGCCGAAAUUACCCUAGACCGGGGACUCCCUGUUAAUAUCGACGCUUCAAUCAUCAAUACUGACCGUGCUUUUGGUGCCACGUUAUCUUACAGAAUUUCAAAGAAGUUCGGCGAGGAAGGCUUGCCACAGGACACCGUUGUUGUGAACAUCGAAGGUUCAGCUGGUCAAACAUUUGGUGCCUUUUUGGCGUCCGGUGUCACUUUUAUCUUGGAUGGUGAUGCCAAUGACUAUGUCGGAAAAGGACUUUCUGGGGGUAGACUAGUUAUUAGACCCCCACCAGGAUCCAAAUUCAAGAGCGAUGAAAAUGUCAUUGUAGGUAAUACGUGCUUCUACGGGGCUACCUCUGGUACUGCGUUCAUUUCUGGAGUUGCUGGUGAACGGUUUUGCGUGCGUAACUCGGGUGCGACAAUUGUUGUUGAAAGGAUCAAGGGUAACAAUGCUUUUGAGUAUAUGACAGGGGGCAGAGCGGUCGUAUUGUCACAAAUGGAGUCUCUUAACGCAUUCUCUGGUGCUACUGGUGGGAUUGCGUAUUGUCUGACAUCUGAUUACGACGAUUUUGUCGGUAAGAUCAAUUUGGAUAGUAUCGAAUUAGAAAACCUCGUUGACCCCGUUGAGAUUGCUUUUGUCAAGAAUAUAAUUCAAGAGCACUUCAACUACACAAAGUCGGAGCUGGCAGCCAGAAUUUUGGGCAACUUCAAUUAUUACUUGAAAAACUUCGUGAAGGUUAUCCCGACUGAUUACAAGAAGGUUUUGGAGAAAGCUGCGGCUGAGGAGUCGAAAUUGAAAAAGUCCAGCACUGCUAACUUUUUGAAGAAAUUUAGCUCUGCUACUGAUUUGACAUCGGACGCUACCAACGGAGAGGUCGACGGUAUCAGAAAUUCUAGGAAGGGAGCAACCAAGACUGUUAGCCACAAAGCAACAAUUACUGAACCUAAAGUACAAGACUUAGAGGAUUCUAUUCAAGACUCUCGUCAAAUGGAAAAGAACGUGGAGAAGAUUGAGAAAACAAGAGGUUUCAUGCUUUACAAAGUCCGCCAUGAAAAGUACCGUGGAACUUCAUCGCGCACGAAAGAUUGGAAAGAGUUAUCUAGUUGUAUCAGCAAAAAGGAUGCCAAGUAUCAAACUGCCAGAUGCAUGGACUGCGGUGUCCCAUUUUGUACUGCCGAUACAGGUUGCCCAAUUUCCAACGUCAUUCCCAAGUUCAAUGAACUUGUUUUCAAGAAUCAGUGGAAGCUGGCUCUAGACAAACUUUUGGAGACGAACAAUUUCCCUGAAUUCACUGGUAGAGUUUGUCCCGCCCCUUGCCAGGGAUCGUGUACCUUAGGCAUCAUUGAUGAUCCUGUCGGAAUCAAGUCGAUUGAAAGGUUGAUCAUUGACAACGGUUUCAAAGAAGGAUGGAUCAAACCUCAAGUCCCCGAAUUUAAGACUGGGCGUUCAGUCGCAAUAAUCGGAUCCGGACCUGCAGGUUUGGCAUGUGCCGAUCAGUUAAACAGAGCUGGCCACUCAGUUACUGUUUAUGAAAGGGCGGAUCGUUGCGGUGGGUUGCUGAUGUACGGUAUCCCUAACAUGAAACUGGACAAGUCAAUUGUCCAACGUCGUAUCGAUUUGUUAGCGGCUGAAGGCAUUCAGUUUGUGAACAAUGUUGAGAUCGGGAAAGAUAUUUCUGCCGAAGAACUAAGAAACCAAAAUGAUGCCCUGGUGUACGCUAUGGGGUCCACUAUCCCCAGAGAUUUGAGAAUCCCUGGUCGUGAAUUGAAAAACAUUGACUUUGCAAUGUCUCUGUUGACGUCAAACACCAAGUCUCUCUUGAGUAAAGAUCUGGAGACUGUGCGUAAAACAAUCGAAGGCAAAAAGGUCAUUGUCAUCGGCGGUGGUGACACAGGUAAUGACUGUUUAGGUACUUCUGUCAGACAUGGUGCCUCUUCGGUUUUGAACUUUGAAUUGCUACCUCAACCACCAAACGAGCGGUCCAAGGAUAACCCUUGGCCUCAGUGGCCUCGUGUCAUGAGAGUUGACUAUGGGCACGCGGAAGUUAGAGAGCAUUAUGGCAGAGAUCCUCGUGAAUAUUGCAUUUUGUCCAAGGAAUUUGUUGGCAAUGAGGAGGGAGAAGUCAAAGCCAUCAAGACCGUUCGUGUCGAAUGGAAAAAGUCAGAGUCAGGUGUCUGGCAAAUGGUAGAAGUUGCAGGAAGUGAAGAAACCUUUGAGGCCGACAUCGUUCUCCUAUCGAUGGGUUUUGUUGGCCCAGAGAUCGUCGAUGACGCUAACGUCGUAAAGUCCAAGAGAGGUACUAUUGAUACCAUUUCGGAUUCCUCUUACUCUGUCGAUGGCGGUAAAACUUUUGCGGCCGGUGACUGUAGACGUGGCCAAUCGUUGAUCGUGUGGGCCAUACAGGAAGGUAGAAAAUGUGCCACUUCAGUUGAUAGUUUCUUGAUGGGUUCAACCAAUCUUCCUGGAAAUGGUGGUAUCGUUAAGCGUGAUUACAAACUUUUGGAGGAACUAGCUUCCACUGUUGCCGCUUAG